This is a messenger RNA of Cucumis sativus (cucumber), 1608 nucleotides long. Its product is annotated as putative tRNA (cytidine(32)/guanosine(34)-2'-O)-methyltransferase. Gene Ontology annotation, cellular component: cytoplasm. The coding region runs from base 438 to 1388 and encodes 316 amino acids. The transcript is spliced from 12 exons. The record is from RefSeq and is a predicted model, not a curated record. NCBI's taxonomy places the organism in Eukaryota, Viridiplantae, Streptophyta, Magnoliopsida, Cucurbitales, Cucurbitaceae. Gene Ontology annotation, molecular function: tRNA methyltransferase activity. Gene Ontology annotation, biological process: cytoplasmic translation; tRNA methylation.
GUGGACUGGGAGCUCUUGUAUGUUUUCCUUUGGGUUCCAUCGUCUCCUACAGAUAGGGAAACGAUGGACAUGAUGACUCUUCUUUCGCUUCUUGAGAAUCACCUAUUUCGUCUUAGAAGGAGAGAUGUGAGAGUCCAGAGCCCCAGUCCUUUGGACGGGUUCUCGUGUAAGUCUUCUUUUCAGUGCUUGGUUAAUCCUUCACCUUUGGUUAAGUCAGUCUUUAUGUCGAUUUGGAGGAUGUUUCUUUACAUGGCGUGUCCUUCAUGGCCGUAUCAGCACGUUGGAUAGAUUCGAGGAAGAUGUUGUUGUUGGUUGGGCCUUUUUGCUGUAUUCUGUGUUGGAAGGUGGAGGAAAACUUUAGACCAUGUCUUUUUCCAUUGUGAGAUGGAGGCCUGUCUGCUCCGCACUACCGGUAACUCUUGCUUGGUUCUUCAGUCAUGGGCAAAGCUUCAAGAGAUAAGAGGGAUAUAUACUACCGUAAAGCAAAAGAAGAAGGUUGGCGUGCUCGAAGUGCAUUUAAACUUCUUCAGAUAGACGAGGAAUUUAACAUAUUUGAAGGAGUCAAGAGAGUGGUAGAUUUAUGUGCAGCCCCCGGUAGCUGGAGCCAGGUCCUCAGUAGAAAAUUGUAUCUCCCAGCAAAGCUUUCUCCAGAUUUAAAGGAUGGCGAACUUCCUCUUAUUGUUGCUAUUGAUUUACAGCCGAUGGCUCCAAUUGAAGGUGUUAUUGAAGUGCAGGGUGAUAUAACAAAUGCUAGGACAGCUGAAGUGGUCAUUAGGCAUUUUGAUGGGUGCAAGGCUGACCUGGUUGUUUGUGACGGUGCACCUGAUGUUACUGGUCUUCAUGACAUGGACGAGUUUGUUCAGUUCCAGCUCAUACUAGCUGGUUUAACAAUUGUUACGCACAUACUCAGAGAAGGUGGUAAGUUCAUAGCAAAGAUAUUCCGUGGAAAGGAUACCAGCCUUUUGUAUAGUCAGCUGAAGUUAUUUUUCCCUGUAGUGACUUUUGCAAAGCCAAAAAGCAGUCGGAACUCAAGUAUAGAAGCAUUUGCUGUUUGUGAGAACUAUUCUCCUCCCGAAGGUUUCAAUUCAAAAGAUCUGCAUCGCUUGCUGGAAAAGGUGGGAAGUCCGUCAGGAGGAGAUGACUUAGAUUGCAGUAGUGGGUGGCUGGAAGGUCCCAAUAAAGUUUACAUCCCAUUUCUUGCCUGUGGGGACCUCAGUGGAUAUGACUCCGACCGUUCAUACCCACUGCCCAGAGGUGCCGAGGGAACUUAUCGGAGCUUAGAUCCUGUGCAGCCUCCUAUUGCCCCUCCAUAUAAAAGGGCUCUCGAAAUGAAGAAAGCUUCCAGUCAAGGAAUUCGAGAACUUGAAAAACUUUCCUUGGAUUCCUGAUUAUCCCAUUCAAUGUUUUAGAUAACCAACAAAGUGGUUUGGAAUGGACCGGUAAUUAUUAGAACAGCAAUCAUUUCUCCCUCCUCCCCUCCCUCUCUCGUUUAAAGUGAUGACUACUCCCGCCUAUUUAUGUAAAAAAAUGGCUGUGGAUCUUGAUUUCGAUUCUUUUAAUUUGAGAUAAUUAAGAUUAUGGAGAUGAAUUAUGAUUAGCAUGAGAUUA